Molecule: messenger RNA, 1883 nt
Organism: Tupaia belangeri chinensis (Chinese tree shrew)
Lineage: Eukaryota; Metazoa; Chordata; Mammalia; Scandentia; Tupaiidae
Gene: CABP7
Product: calcium binding protein 7
Exons: 5
Coding region: 1-648 (215 amino acids)
Cellular component (GO): trans-Golgi network membrane
Molecular function (GO): calcium ion binding
Source: RefSeq, a predicted model, not a curated record
AUGCCGUUCCACCCGGUGACCGCGGCGUUGAUGUACCGGGGCAUCUACACCGUCCCUAACCUGCUGUCGGAGCAGCGCCCGGUGGACAUUCCGGAGGACGAGCUGGAGGAGAUCCGCGAGGCCUUCAAGGUGUUUGACCGCGACGGCAAUGGCUUCAUCUCUAAGCAGGAGCUGGGCACGGCCAUGCGCUCCCUGGGCUACAUGCCCAACGAGGUGGAGCUGGAGGUCAUUAUCCAGCGACUGGACAUGGAUGGUGAUGGCCAAGUGGACUUUGAGGAGUUUGUGACCCUCCUGGGACCCAAGCUCUCCACCUCAGGGAUCCCAGAGAAGUUCCAUGGCACUGACUUUGACACUGUCUUCUGGAAGUGCGACAUGCAGAAGCUGACUGUGGAUGAGCUGAAGAGGCUGCUCUACGACACCUUCUGUGAGCACCUGUCCAUGAAGGACAUCGAGAACAUCAUCAUGACCGAGGAAGAGAGCCACCUAGGCACGGCCGAGGAGUGUCCCGUGGACGUGGAGACCUGCUCCAACCAGCAGAUCCGCCAGACGUGUGUGCGCAAGAGUCUGAUCUGCGCCUUCGCCAUCGCCUUCAUCAUCAGCGUCAUGCUCAUUGCGGCCAACCAGGUGCUGCGCAGCGGCAUGAAGUAGGCGCAUGCGGUGCCCGGGCCGCUCCACACCACGCCACCCGCGGCCCUCUCCUUCGUCUGGCUCCUUGGGCCACCACCUGCGAGUACUCUGGGGCCUGGACGUCAGGCGACCCCACCCCACCCACCCCACGUGCCUUGCAUGGAGCCAUGGCCUGGCUGUGGAGGGCCGGGUGGCAGCUCUGUAGACAGCCCCAAGUCCUGCCUACACCUUGCCUGUGCCCCCAUCUGGCCUGUAUGUAGUGCUCUUUCUGCAGUCCAGGGGCUCCUGGGAAAUGAAGGAGGGGUUUGUACAGGAACUCCCAAGACCCAGUUACUGUACCUGCCUGCCCAGGGUCACACAGCCAAACCCAGCCCUGACCCCUGAGGUUUGUCCAGGGCUGCAGGCAGGGCGGAGGAGGUAGAGGCAGAAGUUUCCUCCUGGAGAAGGGUGUGGGGCUGGAGUCUUCUAGACCCUGCUCCUGAGCAUGAUCUGAGGGCUCUGGUCUCCUGGGUCCUUCCUCUGACCCUCCUUAGACCCAAACCCAACCCUCCUUCAUGUACCCACUGGGGCCAGAGUCAGCCUAUUUCAUAGGUGAAGAAACUGAGGCUCAGAGGGCCUGAGCUCUGGCCUCGGUUCCCUGUCAACAGGGAUUUUCAGGAAGGGCAGAAGCUCAUGGAGGAGCUCACUUGAGGCAGCCCCGUGGCCCCCUUUAUCUUCUGGGCUCUCCACUUGAGGCCUAGGGACUAGAGGCCACAUUAUCUGCCACCCCAGCGCAGAACCAAGGACUGUAGAGCACCCAGGGAAGGCAGCAGAGCUGGUGCCUGAGGCCUCAAACAGCCUGGGUGGCUUGUGUGAUCUCCUCAUCACUGGCCAGGGGACCUCUUGGGACAGACCUCGGGAGGAUCCCCAUGCCCAGCUCAGCCAAGGCACUCUCCCAGGCCCAGGGCCUGCCCUCCUGGGUCUCCCCUCCCACAUACCCUCCAGGCCAGAGACAGCUCCUUCUCCUCUCUAGUGGCACCCUCUCAAAUGCUUGGGUGCCAGCUCAGUGUAGGCCCAUGUGGGGCUGCAGUGUGCUAGGGCUCGGGUCUGCCGGGGCUGGGACACAGGUGGAGUCUUUGGGUUUCUCCCCUCAGACCUGGAGCCGCUUCUCAUGGGGGCCACGGCACAACGACGCAGGCACACCCUCUAUCCACGCUGAGCCCCACUGGCCCCCAAGGGAGAAGGGCAGCAAGCACGGACCACCUGGAGAGGAUCUC